CAUUCUAAGCUUUUUCACAUAUGGUGUCUUUUUUAAAACAAUGGCUGGAAACCUAGAGGAGGAUCUCCGCUGUCCGACCUGUUUGGACAUCUUCAAAGAUCCGGUCAUGCUGCCGUGCAGUCACAAUUUCUGCCGUGCGUGUCUGCAGCAGUGGGAGGACACAGGUGAGCGAUCGUGUCCAAUCUGUAGGACAACCUUUCAGUCCAAAGAUAUACCUGCAAACUUGGCACUGAGGAAUAUCUGCGAAAACAUUUUACGCGCCCCUGUCAAGUCACAAGACAUCUGCAGCUUGCACAAGGAGGAGCUCAAACUCUUCUGUUUGGACCACCGGGAACUCGUGUGCCUCGUCUGCAGAGAUGCAGAAAUCCACGCGGGCCACAAGAUCCUGCCCCUCGAAGAAGUUGCAGAACGUCUAGCAGAGCCCGCCGGUCCACCCUUACCUGAGCGUGACUACAUUUUGCGGUCUGGCAGCGGGCCAUUUGCAGGCAAGGAGUGGUACUAUGGCAAAGUGACACGCCACCAGGCGGAGGUGGCGCUUAACAAGCGGGGCACCAAGGGAGAUUUCCUCAUCCGAGACAGCCAGUCAUCGCCAAACGCCUUCACCAUCUCGCUGAAGGCACAGAGCAAGAAUGUGCAUUUGAAGGUGGAGCUGAAGGGGAGCCUAUAUUGCACCGGACCGCGCAUGUUCAACUCCAUGGAGGAGCUUGUGGAACACUAUAAAAAGGCGCCGAUCUACAUCAGCGAGCAGGGUAACCGCCAAUGCCUGGUUAAGGCCCUCUCUGAUCCUGCAUCGAAAAAUACAAUCCCAUCUUCACGCAAACACUUGUAAAUGACACAAACAGAGGCAGUAUACAGACCGGAACACACUAACAUCAAGCCUGAAGACUUGAAUGUUCAUUCGCUGCCACCCUCCCAGUUCAAAUGGAUUGGACGUCUACAAGUGAUAAACUCAUUCCAAUUCACAGCAGAAGCUUGUUUUUCUGUUCAUUAUUUGUUUGUAGAAUCUCCUAGAAUGAUUUUCUGACCAAUGUAUCGAUAAUCGUUGUCUCGUCAGAUCAUCGUUAUCGUGAGCUUUGUAUCGCAAACCGUAUCAUAUUGUGAGGUACCAAGAGGUUGUCACUCCUACAUAUACCAUAGUUUAAUGAAAAGAAGCAGAAUAUAGGGCAUAAAAGAUACACAGCGCCAUAUUAUGACAGUAGCCCAACGUGUGCGUCAUGAGACGUCAAGAUUGACGCACCAACUCUCCCAAUCAGUUCUCCCGGGCACUCCAGGACAAAGAGCAGGGCGUUCUGUCCUAAAACAAGUAGCAUCGGAGAACGCCCGGUAUCCAACUGAUAACACUCCAACAGCCCCCUAUGACGAUGAGGGGGCAGAAUCCACAUCCUCAUUGCCCGGACAACAGUAACUCCCAAAUCCUGAUGGCCAAUCCACAAAAAGACAACAAUCCCAAACACACCCUUCUUCCUGCCCACGGCCUGUCCCGUGAGAGCUUUCAAAACACUGAACAUUUAGAUAACAACUGU
Corythoichthys intestinalis (scribbled pipefish) is the source of this 1523-nucleotide messenger RNA. RefSeq names its product cytoplasmic protein NCK2-like. The transcript has a single exon. Gene Ontology annotation, biological process: protein ubiquitination. Gene Ontology annotation, molecular function: ubiquitin protein ligase activity; zinc ion binding. NCBI's taxonomy places the organism in Eukaryota, Metazoa, Chordata, Actinopteri, Syngnathiformes, Syngnathidae. The record is from RefSeq and is a predicted model, not a curated record. The coding region runs from base 41 to 829 and encodes 262 amino acids. Gene Ontology annotation, cellular component: cytoplasm.